Messenger RNA from Truncatella angustata, 3840 nucleotides. RefSeq lists its product as uncharacterized. NCBI's taxonomy places the organism in Eukaryota, Fungi, Ascomycota, Sordariomycetes, Amphisphaeriales, Sporocadaceae. Gene Ontology annotation, molecular function: phosphorelay sensor kinase activity. The record is from RefSeq and is a predicted model, not a curated record. The transcript is spliced from 5 exons. Bases 1 to 3840 code for a protein of 1279 amino acids. Gene Ontology annotation, biological process: phosphorylation; phosphorelay signal transduction system.
AUGAGCUGCGUAUCUGAAGUCGUGCGCGAGAGGGAAACCUACAGGUACACGUCGCGGCUUGUUGACAAUGCUCGAGCACAUUCAACGACCAUCGCCACUCCGGGCGAGGGCCAAACAGAUGAUAUCACCAAGACCUCUCUAUGCGCCGAUACUACGUUGACCGCAUUCGCGCAACUCAGCGCGUUCAGGCUCAAUGCAACUCGCUGUUUGAUAUCCGUAUUCGACCGUAAGAAUCAAUAUGUGGUCGCCGAGGCCACAGUUGAGUCUCCAAUAGUACCAGAAGUGGACAGCCAGCACAACCUUUGGCAGAGCGGAACCACCAUCCCACGGAGCUCGAGCCUCUGCGAGCAUGUCCUCGUUGCUCACGACGACGGAAACUCCCACUCGGAUAGAGAGAUCCCCGUAUCAGUUGUCUCCGAUCUAGUGUGCGAUUCGAGGUUUUGCAACCGCUACGACAUUGAGGAUCCCUCCAACAAUCGCUUCUACGCCGGAGCACCCAUCCGGUCCCCCAAGGGCAUUAAUAUCGGUGUGAUUUGCGUUUUUGGUGAUAAACCACGAGAUGGCCUGGAUUCUAGCCAGACGAAAUUCCUCCGGGAUAUUUCACAGACCAUAAUGCAACAUUGGGAGUCUAAGGCUACAGCGACCAAUUUCACCAAGAGUGUUCGCAUGAUAAGAGGUUUGGGCAGUUUCGUUGAAGGCAAAGCUACGAUGCCUGAAUGGCUCUCUGAUAUCACCACCGAACCGAACUUGGACUUGAAAAACAAACGAGACUCGUUUGAGAGCCAACAAGCAGCCAAUCUCCGACAAGCCCAAUUCACCAUGCAGUCAGGAGAGCCUCAGGCCCAACGACCCGAUCCUACGCCUCUUCAGGGUCAAAGCAGCACAUACCAUGACGACUCGGGUCCUACGAGCAACUCAGGACAAAGCUUGCCAGAUAGCGACGGAAAUACUGAAAGAGCCUACUCUGGAGCUAUGUCUGUCAAUACCAAUGUCUCGGUUAUACGAACUAAUGCAACAGUAUCGACGGAAGAGCCCAUAAUAAAGGCCAUCCAGGAUGUCCUAAGCAGAGCUGCAAGUAUCAUAAGAGAAGCAGUCGAAAUUGAGGGAGUCAUGUUUCUGGAUGCGAGCGUUGGAUCUUUUGGUGGAUUAGUGCCAGACAGCGACACUGGCUCCAGCAGCUCUUCUAUCCCUUCAUCUACACUUAGUGGCGGAACCGAAGCAACCGAAAUGCCACGAGACCAGGACCCUGAUGGCAAGAUGUGUAGCAUAUUAGGUUACUCAACGUCCGGGGUAUCAAGUAUUAGGGACAAAUCGUGUUUACGAUCACCUGAGAUAUGCCUACCUGAGAGGCUUUUACGAGUCCUGCUCGGACGAUACCCUGGUGGCAAAGUCUUUAACCUCGACGAUGACGGCACAGAACAUUCUACCGACGAGGUAUCUGUAAUCCAGAACGAAAUCACAAACUACUCGGCGGUUUUAGAUUCCAGCGGCCGUGACGGCUCUGCAAGCAAAAGAUCGAGUAACCCGUUCUCCAAGAAGAACGAAGAGAAGACGCUGAAGACGAUAUUUCCAGAUGCGUGCUCUAUAGCCUUUGUCCCUCUGUGGGAAUCUCGAAAAGAGCGGUGGUUUGCCGGUUCCAUUCUGUGGUCGAACAAACAUACACAAAGCUUCAAAUCGAGGGAUGAGCUGAGCUAUCUCCGCGCGUUUGGGUCGACCAUUAUGGCGGAAAUCGCGAGCAUCGACUCCUCAAUAGCUGAAAAGGCUACGAGUGACCUCCUCGGAUCUUUGAGUCACGAGCUAAGAUCCCCGUUACACGGUGUGAUUGCUGCUGUAGAACUGCUUCAAGAUACGGACAUCGACGCCUUUCAAGGGAAUCUCGUCCACACUAUGGAAUCAUGUGGGCGAACCCUCCUUGACAGUAUCGAUCACUUACUAGACUACACGAAAAUCAACCGCUUGAUGAAGCAGCCACGACGUCAUCCCGAUCCACAGACCAUUCCUUCGGACCACUACAAAUCUUUUCAAUCGCAGAUGACCAAUGUUUCGUCAACUGUGGAGUUAGCUUCAUUGGCCGAGGAAACAGUAGAAAGCAUUUUUGCCGGUCACAACUUUCACAAAAUGUCUAUUGCACAGCUCAUAAACCAUGAGAAGCUGCACCAUCGUGAUGUCAGAAGUCUGCGGCGACUUGAUUCUGCACAGGCCAUUGAGACCUUUUCGGCUAACGAAGUGUUGGAUCUACAGACAUUGCUUUCAGGUGAAGACCCCCUAUCUAUCUAUCUUGACAUCGAUCCGACCGUACCUUGGCUGUGGCACAUAGCGCCGGGUGCAAUACGUCGCAUUAUCAUGAACCUCCUUGGUAACUCCCUGAAGUUUACGAAGCGGGGAUUCGUCAUUAUCAGUUUGAGGCAAGAGAGGUCGCUUGCUGAACGUGGCGGAGGUCGCGUAAAUCUGAUUCUGAAUGUUACAGACUCAGGGAAGGGUAUUGCAUCAGACUUCCUGAUGAAUCAUGCUUUCAAGGCCUUCUCUCAGGAGGACUCGUUAACGCCAGGUACAGGCUUGGGGUUAAGCAUCGUGCACCAAAUCACCAAGUCGCUCGGUGGUUCGGUGGAGAUUGAAAGUCAGCUCCAACGUGGCACUUCCGUCACUGUAUCGAUUCCACUCCGAACACCCUUGAGCGACGCUAAAGUAGAACCAUCAUUUUCGGAGCAUUUGAGAGCGUUAAGAGGUUUUCGGGUUGCUCUUCUUGGUCUCGACGAUGUCGCGCAAGCGCCAGGUAUAUCCGAUCAGUGUUCAAUGACUGAAGCUCAUUUCAUGGAAACCAUUUGCCGAGACUGGUUGCAGCUCGAUAUUACUUCGAGCGAAUCACCCGACAUUCACUCAGAUAUGAUCCUCUGUACAGAUUCUUAUGUGGCAAGGAUUGGACCAGCCAGUCCCACCGAAUCUCAACCCCCUAUGGUAGUCAUCUGCCGAAGCGCCGUCGCUGCACAUAGUCUAUCAGAAAAAUACUCAAAUGCAUACGGAAAGGGUGUAUACGAGUUUAUUUCUCAGCCUGUCGGCCCUCGCAAACUCGCGAGUGCCAUGGUUUUCGCACUUGGCAAGUACAACGAUUCUAGGGCCUCUGAGCUUCUUACAAUCAGGUCAUCAAUAUCGUCUCAGAGCAUGUCAGAUAUGUCUUCAACAGUGUCAUCGACUACACCAACUCCGUUUACUGAACAAAUGACACCUCUUCUAGACGUACCUGAGAUGGUAAUGGGAGAAGAUACGACGCCAGGGAUUACACUACCAUUGGGACCAACAAAACCAGAAGCUGAGGCACACAAAGAGCAACCUGAAUCGACGGCGACAACCCCUCCGCAUACGACACCUGACCCCAUCGUGUCGAUAACUCCUGCCACGCCGAUACCUGACGAGACGACACGAUCAACCGCGGCUGCCCUUGAUGCUGAUAAUGUCGGAAAAACGCGAUGUCUCCUUGUCGACGACAAUGACAUCAAUCUUCGGAUUCUGGCGUCGUUUAUGAAAAAGCUGAACUACUCCUACAGGACUGCCACGAAUGGUCUCGAAGCCUUGGAAUUGUACGCAGCUGCACCUGAGAAAUAUAGGCAUAUCCUUAUGGACUUGUCUAUGCCGGUCAUGGAUGGCAUGGAAUCCACACGUCGUAUCCGGGAACUUGAGCGUGCACGACAUCUUGAACCAGCGUCCAUCAUCGCCCUGACGGGACUGGCAUCGGCAGAUGCGCAGAAGGAAGCCUUUGCCAGUGGGAUCAAUCUGUACAUGACGAAGCCGGUUCGUUUCAAGGAGCUAGCCAAAGUGUUGGCCGAUUUGGGCGAUCAGGGUUGA